UCAACCACCACCCUGGGGAAGACCAAGGAACUUAUAAAGCACGGCCGCGAGAGGAUAGGACAAACCAUCAAGGCGUCCGGCUCCAGGCUCUGCUCGUAUGCUGAGCGAGUUGCCUUUUUAAUGGACCGAUCCAGAAGCCCAGACACCAGUCUCCAGCCCCCAGCACCAAGUGACAAUAUCAACCUUGGACCUUCUGCUAACCCCAAUGCCAAGCCAACAGACUUUGAUUUCCUGAAAGUUAUUGGCAAAGGAAGCUUUGGAAGAGUUCUCCUGGCCAAGCGCAAGUGUGAUGGGACUUUUUAUGCUGUGAAAGUCUUGCAGAAGAAAACCAUCCUAAAGAAAAAGGAGCAAAACCACAUCAUGGCAGAACGCAAUGUGCUCCUGAAAAACGUCAAGCAUCCCUUCCUUGUGGGACUCCAUUACUCCUUCCAGACCUCAGAGAAGCUUUAUUUUGUGCUGGACUAUGUAAAUGGGGGUGAGCUCUUCUUCCACUUGCAAAGAGAGCGCUGCUUCCGUGAACCCCGGGCCCGCUUUUAUGCUGCAGAAGUUGCUAGUGCAAUUGGGUACCUGCAUUCCUUAAAUAUCAUUUACAGGGACUUAAAGCCUGAGAACAUCCUCUUGGAUUGCCAGGGACAUGUGGUACUGACGGACUUUGGACUCUGCAAGGAAGGAAUGGAGCAAGAGGAGACCACGUCUACGUUCUGCGGCACCCCUGAGUACUUGGCUCCUGAGGUGCUAAAGAAGCAGCCAUAUGACAGGACAGUGGACUGGUGGUGCCUUGGAGCUGUCCUCUACGAGAUGCUCUUUGGUCUGCCUCCUUUUUACAGCCGGGAUGUGUCUCAGAUGUAUGACAACAUUCUGCACAAGCCACUCCAGAUCCAAGGAACCAAGACCAUAGCGGCUUGUGACAUCCUCCAGGGACUUCUCCACAAGGACCAGAAGAGGAGGCUGGGUGCCAAGACAGACUUUCUUGAGAUCAAGAACCAUGUAUUCUUCAGCCCAAUAAACUGGGAUGAUCUGUAUCACAAGAGGAUUACCCCUCCUUUCAACCCCAAUGUGGCUGGCCCGGCUGAUCUGCGGCACUUCGAUCCGGAGUUCACCCAGGAAGCCGUCUCCACCUCCAUCACGCACACCCCCGACCUAGCAGCCAGCAGCUCCAGUGCCUCCGAUGCGUUUUUAGGAUUUUCUUAUGCACCCACAGAAGAGGACAUCUAGGUUUUUAUAAAGGCUUUGAGAAGCCAGAUUUUAACUCAAUGGCUUUUAUCCUUUUUGAAAGGAAUUGUACUGUCCUUUGCUCAUGGUUUAAAGAAACUGGGACUAACACACUA
Messenger RNA from Tinamus guttatus (white-throated tinamou), 1328 nucleotides. It is a transcript of the gene SGK2, whose product is annotated as serum/glucocorticoid regulated kinase 2. Gene Ontology annotation, biological process: protein phosphorylation. Lineage: Eukaryota; Metazoa; Chordata; Aves; Tinamiformes; Tinamidae. The record is from RefSeq and is a predicted model, not a curated record. Gene Ontology annotation, molecular function: protein serine/threonine kinase activity; ATP binding.